Haemonchus placei is the source of this 1254-nucleotide messenger RNA. The record is from the annotation of a GenBank genome assembly. Lineage: Eukaryota; Metazoa; Nematoda; Chromadorea; Rhabditida; Trichostrongylidae.
AUGUCGGACGUCUCGAUGACGUCCUGGUCUCCAUGUUCGACCCGUUCACUGUCACCAGCUGGCUCACCACUUUCCUUACGAGGUUCAUGGGCUUAUGAUGUUGUCUACUUGCCUACACAUUUGGAACGGCAUGUGAAGAUCACUAAAGGAGCUUUGCCAUUAGGUAUUGUUCUUGAUGCUGAAAAGGACAAAGGCGUGAAUGGAGCCGUGGUAAAGAGCAUUUGUAGCAAAAAGGCGGUCAGCCUGGAUGGUAGAAUACAGGCCAGUUGUUUACUUGUUGGUGAUUACAUCGUCCGAAUCAACCAGGAGAAUCUCCGGAAUGUGACGUCUUCCCAAGCUCGUGCUAUACUUCGACGGACCAAUUUGAUUGGCACCCAGUGCAAUGUCACCUACAUCACAGCCGCCGAUGCACGAAUGUGGAAGGAGCGAUUCCAUCGCGAUAACGAGGUCAGCUCACCGGUCAUCAAUCGGCUAUCGCCAAAGGUGUUCCCGAAGUUCUACCGAAGCCCCUACCUUUCACGGAAAGAUUCGCCUCAACGUGACACUGACGACACCGAGCCUCCGUCGGAAUCGUCGGAAAUCGCGAUGGCCCAAUCACCCUCAGAACUAUCCCAGCGAAUAGUCAAGGAAGAAGAGACGGCGAAGGAGACGACGGAGCAAGAGGAACAGCCAAAGAGUACCGAUGAAAAACCCCUCGAUCCCAGUAUCCUGGACGAGUUUGUGAUGAAUAUAAUUCAGGUGAGAGGGCAUAAUAACCAUUAAUAUUAUCUGAAUAAAACGCAGCUUAUUGCCUUGAAAAUGAAGUCUCUCUCGAAUUUACCUGUAAUUUCGAAUGAAGCAUAUCGGGAUGCUAUUAUCGAGUUUACGGUGAGUAACGCUACUCCCGAUUGGAAACAACGUUCACCGCCAUCGACGAAGCAUUCAACACCUGAACAUUGUCGGGCAUCCACAUCCUACCAACACAUUCCCACACGUACACCUGUACAAUCCCCGGCUGCAUCGUCGUCAGGCUCAUUAAUUGGCAGUCCCGAUCGACACGGUAGUCCUCCGUAUACGGUACUGCGGAAAAGUAGCCAAUCAUCAAGGUCUUCACGGGUCAGUCAAAAGGAUUCCGAUUCAAAGGAAUACUCGCCGUCAUCUAGUCGCCCACGCUCUGAAAGCAGUAACAAGCAGGGAGCAGAAGAACCAUCGACAGCGGUACCUGAGAAAUCAGAAGAGCCGGAACCUACUACAGCUGAGGUAAACUACUUCUGA